Molecule: messenger RNA, 294 nt
Organism: Cotesia congregata
Lineage: Eukaryota; Metazoa; Arthropoda; Insecta; Hymenoptera; Braconidae
Source: the annotation of a GenBank genome assembly
AUGAAAGUCUGUGGUCCAAAAUACGCCCUGUGUGGUCUUAUAAUAUCAACUUGGGGAAUUAUACAACUGCUGUUGAUGGGAGUAUUUUUCUAUGUGAGAAGUGUAGCUCUGAUUGAAGAUUUACCUCUUGCAUCUGAACAUUACUCAAAUCCUAAAGAUUUCUAUGAAGAUGUGAACAGAGGAUUCAUUCACAAUGCUUACAAUUGUUGGAUUGCUGCUUGUCUUUAUUUAUUAACAUUAUUUUUCUCUGCCCAUCAAUUUUACAUGAACUCAAGAACAUCAUUAAGUGUUUAA